Molecule: messenger RNA, 738 nt
Organism: Desarmillaria tabescens
Lineage: Eukaryota; Fungi; Basidiomycota; Agaricomycetes; Agaricales; Physalacriaceae
Product: HAD-like domain-containing protein
Exons: 5
Coding region: 1-738 (245 amino acids)
Molecular function (GO): phosphatase activity
Source: RefSeq, a predicted model, not a curated record
AUGGUGGCCACCACAGUGGAAUAUGUGAUUUUUGAUAUGGACGAAAGGAUUCAUACUGAAGUGACCAAUCAGAUCCUGGCCCAGCAUGGCAAAGAGAUGACCUGGGACAUAAAAGCAGGGUGCAUGGGCAAACCCGAGAGAGCAUCGGCUGAGCAUCUUCUCUCCUUCUUUCCUUCAAUCUCGCUAUCCGUCGAUUCCUACAUCGAGCAGAAGAAUAUCCUCCAAGAUAAACUCUUGCCCUCUGUCCCCCUUCUUCCCGGUGUGCGUAAGCUCGUACAACACCUUCGAAAGCAUAGGAUUCCUAUCGCUGUAGCGACUAGCUCCGGGCGGCUGAGGUAUGAGAAAAAGACGGGUCAUCUAGGCGACGUAUUUGAGUGUUUUGAAGGGAACGUCGUAUGCGCUGAUGAUGAGAGGUGGGGAGGAAACGCUAUGAAGGGAAAGCCGGCGCCGGACAUUUUCUUGGUCGCGGCUAGAGAGUUGUUGGGCAGGGAUGUAGGUGAACCAGGGCUGGCUUCGGUAGACCAAAUAACGGAGAGGCAGAAAGGUCUGGUAUUUGAAGAUGGAUUUGCCGGCGUGCAAGCUGGGAAGCGAGCGGGGAUGAACGUGGUGUGGGUACCGGAUAGCAAUCUUCUGUGCGUGGAAUAUACUGGAGACGAAAAGGCAGAUGUCACCCUCGGGUCCAUCGAGGAUCUCACUCCCGAGAAAUGGGGCCUUCCAGCUUAUGACAAGGAAUCGUAG